Messenger RNA from Nilaparvata lugens (brown planthopper), 642 nucleotides. RefSeq lists its product as uncharacterized. The record is from RefSeq and is a predicted model, not a curated record. The transcript has a single exon. The coding region runs from base 1 to 255 and encodes 84 amino acids. NCBI's taxonomy places the organism in Eukaryota, Metazoa, Arthropoda, Insecta, Hemiptera, Delphacidae.
AUGUUUUAUGAGCAACUCACUCACGUUUUCUCUCCUUGUCUGCCCCACAGAACUAGCGAGUGUGACGUGGUUCGGGGAGAGUGCACCCAGACAUACGUGCCCUAUCUGUUCCUGGUGAUUCCGCUGGGCCCUGUCACCCUGACCGGCCAGGACUACGUGUUGGUGGAGAGUGGCUGCGUCUGCAAGCCCAAGUACGCAUCUAGUUCAUCCCCUACGCAAGGGGAUCCCACCGCUAUACCGCAUACUAAACUAUAGACAAUGUCGUGAUUAAAAACUCUGAAAGAUUCUACAAAAAAUGCUACAACGCUGAAAUUUCAGAGGAUAGUAGAAUUGUGGAAUCUUCUGAAAUCUUAGACCAACGAAUUACAUAAUCGAAAGAUCUACUAAAGGAUUGUAAAAGAUCCUGAAAUCCUUACAGUUGUGUUGUGUGUGAUGUUAUGACAGUACUUUUCCACAAUAAAAACACAAAUUUGAAUUGGCAACCACUUUUAUUUUGAUAAAAGUACUAUAUAUAUAUCCCUUCAUUUCAAGGCUGUGCAAAGGCUAAAAAUAAGCUUUUUACUCGAUGAAGUUUUUUGAUUUGUAUAUCAUCAAGCUAUCAAAAUGAAAAAGUUUUCUCAGGAAAACAUUUUUUUCUGAUCA